GGUGAAAGGAGGAGUCUCCCAGCUCUGUAUUUAAACAGGUCAGGUAUUCAACUAACACCUGUUAGCUACAGCAGAGUCCUGCUUCCCUCUACAACAGGAAAGCCUGGUCCAUCCUGCUCACAGUCCGCUAAGUCUACUGUCCAACAGCUGCUGCUGCUGAUGAUGAUGAUGAUGCCUGCUCUGUCCUCUGCAGCCCUGCUGCUGCUGCUGCUGCUUCCUGGGACCCUGACUGAGUCCCAUCCUCCAGUUUCUAUUAGUGUGGUGGUGGAGUCACCAAACACCAAACCAGUGACUUACACCACUCAUGUGGUUUUCAGAGGGAUCCUGCUGGGUGCACUGAAAAGACUCAUGAACUCCAAUGCAAACUUUAAGUUCACCUACACAGAAGAUCCAAACUAUGGUCCAUACCUGGAGAGUGUGAAUGGUGUGGCUGGAAGUGCUGAAGACCACACAUACUGGGAGCUCUUGGUGGAGACUCCAGAUGACAAAACCAUAAGACCUGAUGUUGGUACUGGGUGUUACAUUCCCAGCGCAAAUGACAAAAUCAUUCUGAGGUUUUCAAAGUACAACAACCAAUGUACAACAUGAGAUCAGAGCCAGCGCUGGACCUGUCUAGAUAACAGUGUACUUCAUAAAUGAAUAAGCAAAUAAUGUUGAUUGAUUCUAACUUCUGGAUAAAUUAUGCUUCCAUGUGCUGAUGUUACUGGUUCGCAAAGGAAAAAUCUCACAGGAGAAUAAACUUCAUUAUUGUCUCUUGAAUGUAAAAUGUUUCUUUGAUUUCCAUUCACCUCCACUGUCAGUGUCAAACAGAACGACAUGUUACCUGAAGACUUUAACACAAUCCCAGCCUGCCUGUGGUCCACAGAAAACAGGCUAAUGCAUGGCUGUAGAUUUGGAUACAGACAGUUCCAACAUGUCCCUACUAGUGUCAAAGUAUCACUGACAUGGACCUAAUGAUGUUUUACCUGAUCUCCAACGAUCUUUCCAUUUUAGUGUCACACUGUGUCUCACAUUGUAAGUUCUGUGCAGAGCUACAGACAACACAUUAGAAAACAGGGUUUGUGCAGUGCUACUUCUUCACCCUCCAUGUUAG
Lates calcarifer (barramundi perch) is the source of this 1093-nucleotide messenger RNA. RefSeq names its product transcobalamin-1. Gene Ontology annotation, molecular function: cobalamin binding. The record is from RefSeq and is a predicted model, not a curated record. The transcript has 5 exons. The coding region runs from base 160 to 588 and encodes 142 amino acids. Gene Ontology annotation, biological process: cobalamin transport. NCBI's taxonomy places the organism in Eukaryota, Metazoa, Chordata, Actinopteri, Centropomidae.